This is a messenger RNA of Penicillium taxi, 663 nucleotides long. RefSeq lists its product as uncharacterized. The transcript has 4 exons. Bases 1 to 663 code for a protein of 220 amino acids. NCBI's taxonomy places the organism in Eukaryota, Fungi, Ascomycota, Eurotiomycetes, Eurotiales, Aspergillaceae. The record is from RefSeq and is a predicted model, not a curated record.
AUGCAUUUCUCAAGACGGAUUUUUUCUGCGCUCGCUAUAUUGACUGUUGGCGUACAUGCUAACUUUGGCCCUUAUUUCAGUACUGGCCCUGUUACCUCGGAGUCUUUCGUUCUUGAAUCUACUUCGACUCUGAUUCUACCAAGGACUCCAACCGAUUCUAAUGAAGAUGUUUCUAUCUGGGUUGGUAUGAGCACGUCUCAUGGUGAUUUGAUCCGUGCCUCUGCGGUUAAUACCCUGUCCAGAGAUCACUGGAAGGUUUCUGCUUGUACUGUUCUAUCAGCAAAUGAAACACAGCAAACACAUGUCUUUGGCCGGUCCAAAAAUGCCAGCCCAAGGGACGAAAUGACAGUACAUUACAAAUACAACGAGUCCACUGGCAACUACACACAGACUGUACUCCUCAACGGCCGGCGCGUCUCAGGUCUAACUACUCGUAACGGAAAGGCUAAGAGCUGGGCUAGUGCUGUGGAGUGCAAUGGGUCCAAUUGUGGGACUCUUCGUUCUCAUGCUUGGUAUAAUACCACGAUUGUCCUCGAUACCGCCGAGCCAGGGUAUAUUGACACAAUCAAUGGCAGCCCCGGAGUCAGUGUCGAUAUGACGACUGGUGACGGGGGGAAGACCUGGAAGAUUGGGAUGAUUGUUAUUCCGGAGUAUACCUUCUGA